Knipowitschia caucasica is the source of this 201-nucleotide messenger RNA. The record is from the annotation of a GenBank genome assembly. Lineage: Eukaryota; Metazoa; Chordata; Actinopteri; Gobiiformes; Gobiidae.
AUGCCACUCUGGGAACGUGCUCGCUGCUCACCGAGUGGGACCGGAGCGCUGCCAGACACUGCAGGCGGCCGGGGGCCACAGCCCUGGGCCCCUCCAGACCGCCCGCCCUCUCCGGCCACUCUCUCUCUGGCCUCCUUCUGCGCGUUUCUGCCCAACGCAGUUUUUAAAAGGGUCCCAGUCCAUGGCUCACAGGUGCCCUGA